ACGGCCACUUCCGGGAGGAGCUGCGGACCGGAAGUGUUAUACUGGGCUCCGUCUGUGUGCUUGCAUGUGGAGGGGGCGGUGGUUCUGAGUCCCGUGCCACCGUCGCCAGCCGGCCCCGCCCCUGAAAUCCGUGGUGGGCAUGAGGCUGGGCAGGAGGUAAUGCUGAAUGACUCAGAAAAGAAGCAAGACAGCACCAGAAGAAAAAAUAUUUAACUCUGUACAGUUGACAUUUACAGAUGCUAACUAAAAAUGAAUGAAAGCAGAAAAUCAGAUGAGAAAAAUAUUGACGAUAGAAAAGAUGAUAGAGAAGAAUUACUGGAAUUUUCGGAGAACUUUAACCAACUUGAAUUGUUGGAAACACACAGACAUCUAAUUCCUAUAGGAACUCAGAGUCUUUGGUCAGGAGAGUCUGGUGAGGAAGAUGAAGAGGAGGAAAAAAGUGAGGAGUGGUACCAAAUGCAAGAAAAAAAAAUGGAAAACAAUCCAGAAAAACUGCUGCUUUGGGCAGCUGAAAAAAAUCGGCUUAGCACAGUACAGAGACUCCUUUCUCAAAAGCUAGCUCCCGUUAACGUCCAAGACGAAGAUCAGUACACUCCCCUCCAUCGAGCUGCCUACAGUGGACAUAUAGAUGUUGUGCGUGAAUUGAUUGCCCACGGUGCAGAUGUCCAUGCACUGACAGUGGAUGGCUGGACGCCUCUACAUAGUGCAUGUAAGUGGAACAAUACAACGGUGGCUUCAUUUUUACUUCAGCAUGGUGCAGAUAUCAACGCUCAAACAAAUGGAUUGCUGACACCAUUGCAUCUUGCUGCAGGAAACAGAGGGAGUAAAGAAACACUUGAACUUCUGCUGAUGAAUCGUUACGUGAAACCAAACCUAAAAAAUAACUUGGAUGAAACUGCAUUUGAUAUUGCUAGAAGAACGGACAUAUAUCACUACCUUUUUGAAAUUGUAGAAAAUUGCACAAAUUCUGUGCCAGAUUCUUAAAAAUUCUCAUUAUUUAAACUUCUGAAUGUGAAUUUCACUUACUUCCUCUUUGUGAGACGGCAUUCUUUAUACUUGCACCCAAAACAAGUGGUUUCUCCCCACUUCUCAGAAAAGAGUUAAUAGGUGAUAUUGUAGAGGGAGAUCUCAUGAUUAAGAUUUCAUUAUUUUUUGCAAAAUAAAUGACCAUAUACUUACUCAGACUUUGACAUAUUAUCACUUAUAUAGAAUGGGACUUGAGGUGUUCUGCAGGCUAGAGCUUUGGUAAAUUUAGUAAUUUGCAGUGGGUCUCCACUUUUAUCAGUGCAAAUUAGCAAGGAUCUACUGUAAUUAAAGUCCAAAACACUAAUAUCAAGUCAAGGAGAAAGCUGGAACAUUAACUGUUAAGUAAGCUAGCAGGUUAUGCACAAAUUGGUAGUUACUGUUUGUUUUAAACUUUUGAGACACGUGUUUUAACUUCUUUAAAAGUGCAUGAAAACGCUGACUGAAUGUAACUAACUUAUACAGGGGACACUCAAAAUAUAUAGUUUCCUCAUUUUAAAAUAAAAUACUUAACACUAAA
Molecule: messenger RNA, 1543 nt
Organism: Chrysemys picta bellii (western painted turtle)
Lineage: Eukaryota; Metazoa; Chordata; Testudines; Emydidae
Gene: ANKRD49
Product: ankyrin repeat domain 49
Biological process (GO): positive regulation of DNA-templated transcription
Molecular function (GO): protein binding
Source: RefSeq, a predicted model, not a curated record